Cylicostephanus goldi is the source of this 249-nucleotide messenger RNA. The record is from the annotation of a GenBank genome assembly. Lineage: Eukaryota; Metazoa; Nematoda; Chromadorea; Rhabditida; Strongylidae.
AUGGCAGAUCAGAGUGAAGAGAAAGAAGAGAAGGCGGGGCAGCCAAGCCAAAAUGGUGAUGUUGCUACAUCGACAGCUACACCACUCACACUGCCAAAGGCUGAGAUGUCAAAUGAGUCAUCCGAUCUAAUCGAAGAGUCCAUGCGUCUUUUGGGUAUCAAGUCAUCUGUUCCUGCUACAUCAUCUAGAGCAGAACCAGAGGCAGACGGACCAAUUGGUCCUUACGAUUUAUCUGCGAGCUACAGGUAA